Messenger RNA from Priapulus caudatus, 1268 nucleotides. RefSeq lists its product as uncharacterized. Gene Ontology annotation, biological process: sleep; positive regulation of voltage-gated potassium channel activity; regulation of synaptic transmission, cholinergic. The transcript has 4 exons. NCBI's taxonomy places the organism in Eukaryota, Metazoa, Priapulida, Priapulimorpha, Priapulimorphida, Priapulidae. The record is from RefSeq and is a predicted model, not a curated record. The coding region runs from base 65 to 529 and encodes 154 amino acids.
CGUUCACAGUUUAGCCACUCGUUGCACAGGCAGUGUUGCAGUAGCUGGCAAAUAGAAACAAGACAUGAUGAUUGCAGCGUGUUUUUUCGUGUUUAUCGCGUUAGCAUUUCAGACGGGUGAAGCUGCCCAGUGUUAUGAGUGCCAGUACUCGAACCAUCCUGGAGGGGACCUCGUCACAAAGCUACUGUCGGACACUUUCAACAACCUAGGCUUGAACCUAAAUCUGGAUAAUUCACCAUCAUCUCCACAAUGUGCCGACACAACGACCCUGAUGCCGAGUGACAAAACAAAACUCGUUGACUGCAAAGGUUCCUGUUACAAAUUUAAAUUCAGCGAGAAUGACUCAACAUGGGUAGCCAGGGGUUGUUUCCAGAUGCCGGUAGAAGAAAAGUGUGAAAAACAAAAGCAGGAUAAUGGAAACGUGUGGACGUGCGUAUGUUCUGGUGAUCACUGUAAUGGAGCAAUCACACAUGGCUUCACCCUAGCCGCUCUUCUGCUGACCUUGUUCAGCACAGCUAUGCUACUGUAAAUUUUUAUGUGAGUGUGAGAUGUUGUCUUAUCGAUUUUCGGUGGUAGCCCAUUAAUAAAUAUUCUUAAUAAAUUAAUUAACCGUUCCAUAUGUCAAUUAUUUACUGAUAAGAGGAAUAAACGCUUACCAUUACAUGGUAUUAAACGUUGUGUGGUUAUUAAUUAUAUGAAUUUCGUAAAAAAUUGAUACGUAUCAUUUGUUCCUUACGCAUAAUCCUCAAAUAUCGGUUUAUUGAAAAGAUAACACAUUUUAGGGUGGCAGUUGUGUACGCUAGAUGCAUGAAUUAAUGCACGAGCAAUUAUUAGCUUUAGUUAGUUAUACAUAAGGAAUUGGAGAGGAUAUUAGUGAAUAUUUAAUGUUUUGCCUAUUUAGAGUGUUAAUAUCACUAGAUUCUUGCAUUACAGUAUUGAACCUUUCCUAAAGUAAUCCAGAACGUCAAUGUAAUUAAUGUUUAAGACCUUAAUUUACUCGUGCGUUACAAUGAAAUACUGUGAUGCUGUGAAUAGAAAAUUUUUAGAUUAAAAUAUCUGAACAGACAAACAAUUUCUCGAUUUUGAUAUAAAAUUUAUUGGCUAGGAAGGCGGUUAGUUUUUCUCUAUAAAUACUAAUAUUAGUGGUAUGUAUGGAUAACUUUUAUUAUAUAUCAUCAUUCGUUUGACCUGUGUUUUUGAUAGAACAUUUAUUAAGGAAAAGUUAUUGUUCUUCGAAAUAAACAAUCAAAUGAUUCAUACUCAUUCUA